Messenger RNA from Suhomyces tanzawaensis NRRL Y-17324, 1240 nucleotides. RefSeq lists its product as uncharacterized. The transcript has a single exon. The annotation marks the transcript as partial. Lineage: Eukaryota; Fungi; Ascomycota; Pichiomycetes; Serinales; Debaryomycetaceae. The record is from RefSeq and is a predicted model, not a curated record.
UGGCUAUGCAAGCCAGAAGGCUAGAACUCUUAUCAGACAAGUUGUCGCCCAACAAUUCUUAGUAAACUCGUCCCAUACUGGAACAGUUGGGAAUGCGCCCCUACAGCUAACAUCCAAUGAUGAGUAGUGAUCCCAGAUACUACAACCAGCAGUCUGGUCAAUCUUUCUAGACCCCACAGUGCUACGUUUCAAUUCCACGCUGGUCUCUUUCAUAUCAAAUACGGCCCAACACUGUGGACUAGUCCACAAAACUUGCAACAUCCUCUCAUUAUUGAGCUGCUCACUCCCGUAUUUGCAAUCGCGAUGAUUUUGUGAUGACAAUAUCCAUCAUGACAUCUUCAUCGGAUCAACAAGAUAUCCUCCAGAGUCUCGAUGAUGAGUACAGAGAGGACCUCGCCAUUCACCUCUACUCCAGCGUCCUCCUCAAUAGGAUUGACCCGGCCUUUCCCAGGCUGACAUGGGGCGGGUGGCCCUUGCCCAUAGAUGAUGUUCCCAUACCGAGGACUUCAUUGAAGUAUGCAGACAAUAUGGUGGGAAACGACGAGUACGAACACGACAUAGAUGUGGACUUUGCCAAGCUUCGAGCAGAUUACCGCAAAGUGGAAGAUGCGCUCCACAGAAGGAAGUACGGUGUUUCCUUGGAAGAGUCCCGACUGAAACGAAAAUGGAAGAAAGCGUCAUCCCUGCAGCCCACAAAAAGGCAGAAGACACUGGCAGAGAACGAAGCAGAAGCUUCACGGGAACAGGUAGACCAGGUCAGCUCAAACAACGAAAACGACAGAGGAGAGAAAAGAGUAGACACUGCACAAGAGGUGGACCAGAACAGCUCUAACGAGGAGGACAGUGAUGUGGAGGCUGCAGACAAUGCACAACACCAGACUAUCUCGAGCGACGAGGAAAACAGUGGUGAUGAAGACCAGGAUGAACAGGAUGAACAAAUAGAUGACCCUCCCAACACAGAUGGGCUCAUUUUAAACGAAAACCCUCCAGAAGAAACAGAUCCACUCGACGAAAACUACAAAGGCAAGCUGUCAUUCGUCUACAAUAAUGAUACAGCAAAGAGAAUCAACAAUAUCAAAUACAUCCAGCAUCCAUCCAACAGCAAGUCGGACUUAGUCAAUGAGAUCGCUCAUCUUAUAGAGAAGAACAUAACACAGAAAUUCAGGAAGGCACAACAGGAAAAUUCAACCGCUGACGACGUUGUCCUAUCUCCAGACCUCUCAUCAAAAGCUGUGAUUGA